AUGUCUAAACGCAAAAAUCCAAUUAAAAGAAAAAAAGACUCAGCAACAAAUGAAAAAGAAGGCAUUGUUCAAAUAGUCAUGAGCAAAUAUUUUGAAAAAAAAAAGGAAGAACAACAAGAAACAAUAAAAUCAACGCAAAAUGAUAUUAAUAAUAGUAUUGAAACAACAAACGUUGUUAAAAAACGACGAAAAAUAGUCAAUAAAGAUGGAAAUGAUCAAAAAUGGGAGCCGGCUCAUUGGAAGGAACAUUGGAAUAAUAUUUUAGCGAUGCGGAUAACGAACAAACAUUUAGAACCUCGUGGUUGUGAUACCAUUGGUGAUACAAUUACUGAUGAAAAAGUUCGUCGUUUACAUAUUCUUGUUAGCUUAAUGUUAUCUAGUCAAACAAAAGAUACAAUGACAAUAGCAGCUAUGGAUCGUUUACUUGAACAUGAAUUUACGGUUCAAUAUGCACUCGAUAUUGAUGUUGAUCAAUUAGCAAAAAUAAUUUAUCCAGUUGGCUUUUGGAGACGUAAAGCUCAAUAUAUUAAAGAUACAUGCCAGAUAUUACGAGAUAAAUACAAUGAUGAUAUACCGAAUACCAUCGAGACUUUAUGCGCAUUACCAGGUGUUGGUCCGAAAAUGGCAUAUUUAACCAUGGAUUUCGCUUGGAAAUGUAAUCAAGGCAUUGGAGUUGAUGUGCAUGUACAUCGUAUUUCACAUCGACUUCAUUGGUUACCAUACGAUACAAAAACACCAGAACAAACACGUUUAGCACUUGAAUCAUGGAUACCACGAGAUCUAUGGAAUCAAAUCAAUCAUAAUAUAGUUCGUUUUGGUCAAACACAAUGUUUGCCAGUUCAUCCUCGAUGUUCGACUUGUUUAAACAGAUAUAUUUGUCCAGCAAGUACCAGUGAAGAUACAAAAAAAACUGCUAAACAAAAAAUAUAA
Rotaria socialis is the source of this 930-nucleotide messenger RNA. Lineage: Eukaryota; Metazoa; Rotifera; Eurotatoria; Philodinida; Philodinidae. The record is from the annotation of a GenBank genome assembly.